Molecule: messenger RNA, 3072 nt
Organism: Amaranthus tricolor (Joseph's coat)
Lineage: Eukaryota; Viridiplantae; Streptophyta; Magnoliopsida; Caryophyllales; Amaranthaceae
Exons: 5
Coding region: 205-846 (213 amino acids)
Source: RefSeq, a predicted model, not a curated record
ACCCUCUUUUAUUGAAAACCACGUUGACUCCAGACUAGAGUAGACACAUUCUAUGUCCUCUAAGAUCUCCGUAGAAACUUUAUCUUCAAUUAAUCCCUCUUUUCUUGAAUUGUCAGCAAAAACAUUUGAUCAUUGUAAAGUUUGCUUUAAUCGACGUUUUCCGAAUUGCAAUUUAGGGUUACUGUCGAAUAUCAGCCCUCAAUUAUGGAAACUAGGGAUGCAGUAGUGGAAAUCGAGAGUUUAGAAGAGGGAUUAUUAGCCUCACAGAGUAAAGAAAACGGCGAUUUUCUGGAGAACGGAGAAGAAUCAACGGUAAUUUACACGGCGUCGUUUCAGGAAAUGGAGGAGAAUUUCAUCAAGUACCAAACAUUGGUAUGGGUAUUGUAUUCAUUGCUGUUCUUAUUAGCGUGGGGAGCUGGGGUGUUGAUGCUGUUGUAUUUGCCUGUUCGAAGAUUCAUAUUGCAUAAAGAUUUUCGGUCUCGAAAGCUUUAUGUUACCCGUGAUGCUAUUGUUUAUAAGGUCACAAGACCAGUAGCGUUCCCUUGUUUUGGUGUAUUGAAGAAGGAGAAAUAUGUGUUGUUACCGACUGUAAAAGAUAUUGUGAUUGAGCAAGGUUAUUUGCAGUCCUUCUUUGGUGUCUACUCUGUUAGAUUUGAGAAUUCUGGUGUUAGAAGACCGUAUAGUGAUGAUCUUCAAAUUCAAGGUAUUACAGAUCCAACAACUUUCAGAAAGGCUGUUUUAAUACAUAUCUCAAAUAUGAAGACUGAAGCUUUCUCUAGACAAGUCUCUGUACUUGAAAGAGCUCAAACUUCAAUGGGAGUCCAUCCACAAGUUUCUGGGGUGUGAAGUAAAUAACACACUGGGGCAGUCACCAUUCCUAAACCUUAGACAUUAUCAAGGAGCAAAAAAUAUGGCCAAUGCUUAUAUUGUGUCGUAGGCAACCAUUAUAGGCGAGAAGAGGGAGAGCGGAAAGGUGAGAGAUGGUCUAUUGAAGUGACGGUCAAACUUCUAUAAGGGAUACAAAGAACCAAUUUUGUCUUUACGAAGUUCAAAUGUCUCAGAGAGGAGGAAGCCCAAGGUAUCUCCGAAGCCAUCCAUAGUAAGGGUGUAUUCUAGAAGCACUGAUUGAUCCUCAAUAAUUUGUAGUAAACUGGGAUUGGAGCUAAUAUCUAAUACAGUGGUGGAAAGUGGAAAAUUUGGUGAAAGAAGGGGGAAUAUAAAGUUAAGAAAUUUAUCAUGUUCAAUCAAUUAUGGGGCAUCAAGUAACACAAGAGGAGGGUGUAGUAGAUUUGAUAGAUGAAGAUGAUUUCGUGGAAUGUGAGGGGAUGGGGAGAUGGGAGAAAAGGAAGAUAAGGAGUCUACUUAGAUUGUUGGGACGGGACAUAUUAAUGUGGGGUGAGGGUGGGGGGGAAUAUAUCAACACUGAUCGAUUGGUUAACAUGGCUAACUCUGUAGCUGUAUCAUUUCCUAUUACUUACCUAGGCCUUCCAAUUUGCAUCAGCCCUCACUCCAAUGUUUUUGGGCCUUGGUGAUAGAUAAAAUUUUGAGGAGAUUGGAUGAGUGGAAAAAGGCGAUGUUCUCUUUUGGAAGGAGGAUUUCGAUUGUUAAAUCAUGUUUGAACAAUAUUCUAUUUUUUGCUUGGAGAGGAUUAUGAGGGAUUUUCUUGGGAAGGAAUGGGGGGGUUCAAAAAGGGAAUUUGAUCAUAUGAGAUAAAAUCAAGCUUCUUGUUGAGCUAGCAGGGCUACGUGUAGGGGAUUUGAGGACAAAAAAUAUGUUAUUAAGGAAGUGGUUACAAACAUAUCCCAAACUCUUUGAGGCACACAAGUAUAUGAAACAAAUUUGGUUCAACUACAUCCUCUUGGGAAGCAAAAUCCAGUCUAACAUUUGCUUAUCUUACCCCCCUUUGAAGUCAAUUUCACAGUUACUUCCUUCCGUUUUAUUUUUUACUUCUUAAAAACUAGGGAGGAGUAAUAUUAUUAAGUUUGAGGAGGAUGUUUGGUUGGGGGCAUAAUCUUUCAAAGAACUUUUCCCUAGAUUAUAUCAUCUUUCAUCAAAACACAACUUGCUGAUUAUGUAAUUUUAUUUUUGAGAGGGGGGUAACAAUCAGAUUGCCUGGAAGAUCUUCCAGGCAUGAUCCAUUGGAGAGGGAUUUUCCGACGGUGGUUAAGCUAUAUUAGAUAUACUUCAAAAUUUUAGUCAUCAACUGAAUCUAAUUCAAGAAUUUGGAUCGCUGAUUCAUCAAAAUCCUUCUAUUGCGCUUCUUUUUAUGCAAACUUAGUUUCCCAUCCCCAUAAAUCUCGUUCUUUUUCUUUGGCUUAACGAAUCUGGUAAGUUAAGGUCCCCAAAAAGAUUAUUAGUUUUUUCGUUUAUUUUUUACCCUUUAUAGAACUAAAUUAUAUAAAUGUUCCACUUCAUAAACUAAUUAAUAAACAAGUGCGAGUUUGACCAUGGCGACAUCUGGAUUGUAUCGUUCGAAUAUCGUACGUUUGGGUUAGGUGUUGAGUAGGAGCAUCACUUGAUUAAGUGGUCUUCUACUUGGAUACUACUUCUUGGGUCUUAUAAUUUUGAGAUCUUUGGAAAACGUGAAUCAAUACGGGGAAUCUUAUUUAUGAUCCUUGGUGAUGCUUUAACUAGCUGGUUUUUUUAGUAAAAUGAAAGAUAGUCUUUUGUUCUUGCACGUGCUGCUUAAUUGGCAGUUUUGUUGUCGGGGGAGGAUGUAGAUCAGUAUUUCACGGACAAUGAGAAAGGCAACAUUGAUUUAGCAUUUGUGAUUGUGUUGGACAUAUCCUCGGUUCUUGUAAAUAAGCACUGGAGUACUUCUCCGGUCAUUGGGCAUAUUGUUUGUCCUCCAAAUUUGUUGAUAGAUCAAUUAGUGAAGUUACUCUAAUCGUCCCUACGCAUCUUCAUACCUCAAUAGGUAUACCAUCUGGCCCAAGCGCUUUAUGUAGCUUCAUUUUCUUCAAAGCCCUCUUCACCUCUGGCUUUUGUAUUUUUUAUUCACAUAAGUUCUAUAUUUUCACCCUUUUUGAUAGCUAUAUUUAAUUUAAUCACAAACAAAAUUACAAUGUGAAA